AAACGGGGGUGAACGCGCGGUCGCAUUCAAGUUACCCUGAGGAAGUGUGCAAUGUCAUAACUUAGGCUCCCCGUGCCCAGGCCGACACGCUCAGGAUGAACAACCAACAGAUUUGGAUCUCCGGUUUCUUCUCCAACAGCNGGGGGCCCCAUGACCAACAGAGUCAAGUGGCCAUCGUCGGAUGGAUCGGUCCGUCUGCAUCCAGAUGGCAAAGGUGGCGCUUUUGGGCCGCUUAUAGGCCGUCGGACGGCCGUCGUGCGCAACAUUUAGGAUGGAUCAACCACCCCCCACAUUGCUACCCUUACGCUGCUCCCUUUCCUACUAGUCCCCCGGGGGCCUCGCACUACAUUGUUGUAGCACAAAUGAUCGACCGUGAAAUUCUGUUUGCGAACGCCAAAUCAUUACUAACAAAAAGAAAACCAGUUACUGAAAUAUUCAGCGUAAGCGGAUCGAUUUCAGACCAUGUCGUCGAGGCGCCGCGGGGCACCCCCGGGGUACAAUCUCUUAACAUACAGUGUUUGGAAUGCCCCGUCUUGCGUGGCGAGCACAUUUACGUAUUUCUGGAGUGGACUGUCACAUUUCGGAAGCUUACUCAGUGGUCAAGAGCGGGCAUUCGUGGUUUUCAUCAUUCUCCUCUCCCGCGUGGGACGCCAGCCGUUCUCUGCUUAUCGAGCCGGCCUCAAACGCCGCACCGGUCUGAGACUGGGCAUACACUCUUUACUGCCCUCCUUUUAUAUCCUGCAAAAGUCUACGCUCUGUCGCGGCGUCUUCUGGGUGAGAUCAACUGGUCCGUUUUUCAAGCCAGCGCGGGGAACCCACCUUCGAAGGACCCCCUCCUGUGAUCUUCGCCCCCUUUCAUCGCCUCGGUCCCCAAUGACAAUAGCAGGUAUCUCGAGACCCUGUGAUAGUGAUACAACUCACUCCGCUCCUUCUCCCUGUGUAUGGGACGAGUUAUCUCGAUUUCCGUCCGACGCACUUCGGGACCUUCGAGCGACGAAAUGACAUUCUCGUUCACAGCUCCUCCAAAUUCUGUAUAAAGGCUGUAAAGCGAGUACCGCCGUGUAGAGGUCAAUGAGGGCAACAUCCUCAUCCUGUCAAAGAAUCCCAAACUCGUCCACAGCGGGACUCGUUGCCUUUACUUUCACCUUUUCUUACUACCCUGAGAUUCAUGGUUUCCGCUCAGGGUAAUAAUAAGACUGUGCACAGCCGU
Messenger RNA from Saitoella complicata NRRL Y-17804, 1210 nucleotides. RefSeq lists its product as uncharacterized. The record is from RefSeq and is a predicted model, not a curated record. Bases 96 to 842 code for a protein of 248 amino acids. The transcript has a single exon. NCBI's taxonomy places the organism in Eukaryota, Fungi, Ascomycota, Saitoellomycetes, Saitoellales, Saitoellaceae.